AUGUCCCAUCAAAGUAUAUCAUAUUUGCCCGAACAAUUACGAUUUGAAUUUGGAGAAAAAGAGGACCAAUACUAUUUCACAUCUCAAUUGUUACAAGGAUCUCCAGAGGGAACAACAAUUUCAAGUCUUCCUUCAUAUCUUACCGACAAAGUAAUUGUAAUUGAUUCUAUUCAUUCAGGAAUAGGAAGAAACAAAGAGAAAGAUAUAUAUGAUAAGAUCCUUUUUCCAUUAUUUGAGGCAUUAUCAAUUACUCAUGAUAUUAUAAAAACUGAAUCAUCCACGACUAUAAGAGAUUAUGCAUCGAGUUUACUGAAUGACUCAAACGAAUCGAUAACUAUAAUUUUCAUCAGUGGAGAUUCUUCGAUAAAUGAAUUUAUAAAUGGAUUAAAAGAUACCAAAAUUCCUGGUAAAAUUUCAAUUUUCGCUAUACCAGGAGGCACUGGUAAUAGUUUAUCACUUUCAUUAAAUAUAACAAAUGCUAUAGAUUCUAUAGUUAGAUUAUUUCAAAGUACUCCAUUGCCUUUGUAUCUUUACCAAGCAGAAUUUCCUAAACAUUCCUACUAUUUAAAUCAAAAUGAAAUUGAAGAACUUGAAAACUCAACUGAUGUGAAAUUUUUGAUUGUUUUAUCAUGGGCAUUUCAUGCCUCGUUAGUAGCUGAUAGUGAUACCCCAGAAUUACGUACACACGGAUUACAAAGAUUUCAAAUUGCCGCAACUCAAAAUUUAAAUCGAAUUCAGAAAUACGAAGGUGAUAUGUACAUCAAUAAUGAUCAUGAUGAACAAUGUAUCAAAGGACCAUUUGCGUAUUGGUUGUUGGUUUCGUCACUGAGAUUUGAACCUACUUUUGAAAUUUCACCUAAUGGAGAUAUUUCAAAAGACGAAUUAUAUCUUGUUGCAUUCAAUUCUAAAGAUGAUGAUAAAGAUCAUAUAAUGAAUAUAAUGAAACAAGUCUACGAUAAUGGGAAACAUAUUAAUAAUCCUGAUGUUAUAUAUAAGAAAAUUGGUCCUGAUGAUAAGAUAAUUUUAAAAGUCAAGAAUUCAAAACCUUUAAUUCAACGUAGGUUUUGUGUUGAUGGACGAAUUGUGGCACUACCUGAGACAGACGAUGAUCAAGAGAUUAAAAUAAAUGUAAAAGAUAACACUCAAUAUUCUUGGAAGUUGUAUAUCAUACAUUAG
Molecule: messenger RNA, 1176 nt
Organism: Candida tropicalis MYA-3404
Lineage: Eukaryota; Fungi; Ascomycota; Pichiomycetes; Serinales; Debaryomycetaceae
Exons: 1
Coding region: 1-1176 (391 amino acids)
Biological process (GO): sphingosine biosynthetic process
Cellular component (GO): cytoplasm; membrane; intracellular membrane-bounded organelle
Source: RefSeq, a predicted model, not a curated record